This is a messenger RNA of Funneliformis mosseae, 945 nucleotides long. NCBI's taxonomy places the organism in Eukaryota, Fungi, Glomeromycota, Glomeromycetes, Glomerales, Glomeraceae. The record is from the annotation of a GenBank genome assembly.
AUGAAGGCUUUAUUCAAAUGCUUUGCCCUAUUGGGGCUUGCUAUUUGUUUCGUUCUUGCGCGUGCGGACAUAGAUACUGAAGGCAAUCAGUCUGAAAGUGUAAUUCCACUUCGAACACAUUCCAUUUACAUGCCUUAUAUUGAUAUGGACCUUCAGAACCGAUGGUUCGAUUUUGGUGGUGAUACAGUGAUCAAUACUGCCAAGCAUAUUAGACUGACCCAUGAUCGACCAGCUCAAAGUGGCUGGUUAUGGAGUCGUCUGCCCUUAACCGCCACCAAUUGGCAAGUAGAAGUCGAAUUUAAGAUCAGCGGAAAAAACCCAACUCUUCAUGGUGACGGAAUGGCAAUAUGGCUUGCAUCUGAACGUGCAAAGGCUGGACCCGUUUUUGGGUUUAUUGAUAAAUUCGAAGGUCUUGGUAUCUUCUUUGACACAUACCCUAACGUCAGACAAUCCCAUACGUUCCCUUACGUGAUGGCAAUGAUUGGCGAUGGUAAUACUGAAUAUGAUCUCAAUAAUGAUGGUAGACGCAAUGAAGUCGCAGGAUGUGAGGCUGAAAUCAGAGACCAGCCGAUCGCAACCAAAGCACGAAUAACUUAUUACAAAAAUAAUUAUCUUGAGGUCAAGUUACAAUAUAAAGCAUGGGAUCAAUGGGAACCAUGUUUUACCAUUCCAAAUAUUACCAUUCCAACGGUUUCUUACCUUGGUUUCACUGCUUUAACGGGCGAAGUUAGUGAUGCCCAUGAUAUAAUUGGCGUUACAACAAAUAACAUCGUCUCCAUCCCACCAAGAUCUUUUAAACCGUCAUUACGUCAUCAAGAUUCGUCUUCAUCAUCAAGUUGGUUUGGUUUCUUCUUCUUACUAAAAUUUAUUGCAACUUCUGCUUUUCUUGGUGUCUUGGUCCUUGUCUAUAGGAUGUAUAAGAAUCAGUCAAAUAAAAGAUUCUAA